GUCUCUCCUCCUUCCAGCAAGCGCAAGUGGGCUAAGGACCCGAACAACACGGCCUGGUCCCGCAACACCGAUACCUUUGGCCAAAAGAUCCUGCGCUCUCAGGGCUGGGAGCCUGGUCAGUACCUGGGCGCUAGAGAAGCCGGGCACGCCGAGUUCUACGGUGCUGCGAGUGCCAGCCACAUCCGCGCUGUGCUCAAGGACGACAACCUGGGAUUGGGCGCGCGACGAAACCAUGGCGACGAGUGUACCGGCCUGGAUGCCCUUCAGGAGCUGCUCGGCCGGCUGAACGGAAAGAGCGAGGAUUUUCUAGGCGUCGAGAGGAAGAAGCGGGAAGAUGCUAGAGUGAACAGGUAUCUGGAGAGGAAGCUGGGGACCGUCAGGUUUGUGCCUGGCGGAUUUCUUGUCGGCGAUAAGGUGCAGGCUCUAGUGGACGAGCUAGAGAAGGAGAAGGAGGCUACUGCUUCGGCCGUCGAGGGCAGGAAGGAGAAAAAGAGCAAGAAAAGGAGAGCCGAGCAUGAGGACGGCACAAUAACAGACAAGAAGGAGAAGAAGUCUAAAAAGCGGAAGUCUGAGGACGAGGACGAGGAUGACUCGAAGUCCAAAAGAAGAGAAAAGAAGGAGAAGAAGCGGAAAGACAAGGAGGGUGGAUCCGGAUCUCAAAGCGAUGAGGAGACAGCCAAGCCAAAAGACGAAGACGCGGACGCCUCGAGCCGAAAGAAAUCCAAGAAGGACAAGAAGGAGAAGCGCAAGCGAACGAAGGAGAACGACGAUACAAUUCCAUCUGAAGGGUCAGACCUAAACACCAAGCAGAAGAAAAAGAAGAGAAAGGCAGAGAAAGAUGACGAGGCCGACUCGAGCAAACCUACACCACUUUCUACACAAGCAUCUACACCCACCGCCAGCGGCACAUCGACGCCAGUAUCCGAAGUACCACACCGACAUCUCGCCCGGAAGAGAUUCAUAGCCCAGAAGCGAGCUGCUGUGAUGGAUCCAGCAGCACUGAACCAGGUAUGA
This is a messenger RNA of Cryphonectria parasitica EP155, 1014 nucleotides long. RefSeq lists its product as uncharacterized. NCBI's taxonomy places the organism in Eukaryota, Fungi, Ascomycota, Sordariomycetes, Diaporthales, Cryphonectriaceae. The coding region runs from base 587 to 799 and encodes 70 amino acids. The record is from RefSeq and is a predicted model, not a curated record. The transcript has a single exon.